UGAACUCAUGGAUCAACACUCCUACAUGACAAAGCGGACAGGGAGUGAGCCCGCCGCUGGAAAAUAGAAACAGACGAACGUUUUGGGAGGACAGAUAUAACUAGAUUGGCUAUCUUUUUACAUUGACCUUGGGUUGUUGUAAACAAUCACAGUCAACGUUUGUUCAUGUAUAGUUGCUGAAACAUCUAUAUUUUUCACUCAAAGUUAACUUUACGCGUAUUUUUCCUGCUGCGAACAAAUAGAUAUAGCCUAUUUAUCGAUAGAGCAUCAUCGCAGAAGCUUGAUAGUGCUGAAGUGAGAACACCAGCGGAUGUGAGGAGAGAGUGUUUUUAUAGACUCAACCCCUUUUUCUUUCAAGCCUUCUCUUUCUUUUGGUUUGGUCCAACAAUAGAGAGAGAGAAAUAGGGAGAGAGAGAGUCACAGGCAUUGGACCUGCUUUCAUGCCGUCAGUCUUGCGGACCCUGAGAUGGACGUGAGAUUUUAUCCAGCACCCCCUUCAAGCGUGGGCUCAUGUACAUUACCAACUGAUUCAAGUUGCCUGACCUCUUUGGACUAUUAUCAUUGCAACAAGAGCAGACACGGUGCAUCAGGCGACCGCGGCGUUCGACUCUAUAGCUCCCUGCCCAUCCGCCCCAACCCCGACGGGAAGAGACUGCCCUCUGCUGGGUUUGAUGGUGAUAACAUGUACAUGAAUGAAAAUAACCAGGAGUUUCUCUCCCCAAAUCAGAGCUAUUCCGGACAGGGAGGAGGAGGCGGCGGUGGGAACGGUGCGGGGGACGAGGACUACGAGAUCCCGCCCAUCACCCCUCCUAACCACGCCGAGCCUUCCCUGCUCCACCUGAUGGACCCAGAGUCGGGCUACCUGUGCCACUCCCUAGGGGCCCACCACAAUGGUAUGAUCAACCCGUACUCCUACCCGGAGCUGCCCGCCCUCAUGAUGUCCAAUAUGUUGGCCCAAGACGGCCACCUGCUCUCCAGCCAAAUGCCAUCGAUCCAGGAGAUGACUCGCCACGACGGUUCACAUUAUGACCUCAGCCGUCACAACCCCCAUCUGAUAAACAUGUCACCUAGGAUACUGUCCCAUCACUCCAUGAGUGCACUGUCCCAACUGAACUCUCAGGUUGGCCGGAGUGCACUUACCCAUGGUUCUCCCUCACCUCCCGGAAGUAAAUCAGCCACACCCUCUCCCUCGAGCUCCACACAGGAAGAGGAAACCGAUUCCCACCAUAAGAUGACGGGCGAGAAGCGGCCCUCCUCGGAGAUGACGAAGCCCAAACCCAAACCACAGAAGAAGAAGAAGAAAAAGGACCCCAACGAGCCGAACAAGCCUGUGUCGGCCUACGCCCUCUUCUUCAGGGACACCCAGGCGGCCAUCAAGGGCGCCAACCCCAACGCCACCUUCGGGGACGUGUCCAAGAUCGUGGCCUCCAUGUGGGACAGCCUGGGGGAGGAGGCGAAACAGGGCUACAAGAGGAAAACAGAGGCGGCGAAGAAGGAGUACCUGAAAGCCUUGGCAGCGUACCGAGCCACUCUGGUUACCAAGACCUACAAUGACCCUGUGGAGACGAAAAGUGUCCAUACGAGCCAGCCUUCCUCGCACAUGAUGCCCCCCAAUCCACCACUGUACAGUGUCCCACCCCAGCCCUCCUCCCCCUACAGUCUGGGGCCGGGGGGCUUCCCCCUGUCGGACCUGCAGAGCUACGCGGGGGCGCCGCGUCACGCCCUCUCCCGGACCCUCAGCCAGUCUCAGAUGCUGCCCAGCAUUAGUGCCUCUCCCCCCUCCUCCUUCCAGAUCAGCCCGCCAUUGCACCAACAGCUCUCCCUGCACCAGAACUCCCUCCUCAACCAGCCAAUCCGCAUGCAGCACGGUCACCAGAUGGGACUCCAGGGCUCCCUUCACUCACCUCCUCCUGGCCAGCAGGGAUUCUCCCACCUACAGUCAGAGUACCAGAAAAGUGUGGGUUCCCAGUCCCCGGGGGCCCCUAAUCCUGGAGGGAGACAGAACCACGAGUGGGACAGUGAAUACUGCGAUCGGGAGUGCGGUGGCAACCACUGCAGUGGCAGCAUGAUAGCCAGGGACAAGCCACUCUACCUCACUUGAAGCUGGAGGCCGCCGUCGACAAGAAAAGACACCAGGGAGUCAGCCCUCAACAUCCCCACCCCACACAAACCACCUCCCCGACCCCCCAGCCCACUCCUACCACCACCAACAACCACCCUUUUUUGUCAAUGUAAUUUCUUCGGUUUUUAGAAAGAUUUGUGCAAAGUUCUGAUGACUACUAGCGAGCCCUGUUCUCUCUCUUUUUUUUUGUCUUUUUUUUCGGCACACACUUACAAAUAUCCAGGCGUAUUUCUUCUCCCGCCUGAAUCUAAAGCACUCAUCUUUGUCUCAGAGUUUAAAAAAAGUGAACUAUCAUGAAAAUAGUCCCCCUCAGGGACUAAACUGAGCUUUAAUUGGAAUAAGAUGAGCAAAAAUCAUUCUUUUUAUUUUUCCUUCUUCUUCUUCUUCUUCUUCUUCUUCUUCUUCUUCUUCUUCUCAUUUAAUCAUUUAUUUUUAUUUGUUUCGUUUUGUUUUCUUGUUGUUGUUGUUUUUAUUUAUUUCUCGCUUGCUACAUUUGCUUUUGCCAAUAACAGUCCCUGUGCUGUAGGGAAAAUAAUGCUCCUUGAUGUUACUGUAGCUGUGCUUUAGGGUCUGUGACUUAUAUUCAUACAAAGUGAUGGGGUGGGAAAGGAUAAUUACAUCAAUUCAACCUAGCUGUCACAGUGUGAUUGUAAAUAUCACUUUGAUCAAAUUGGGAAUUCGAAGUCCAGAUAGCUUUUCUUUCUUCUUCUUUAAUAUUACCUGUAAGUCAUUGGUUUGUAUUUCGAAGUAUAUCUUGUGUGUGCGGUUGCGUGCCUGCGUGUGUGUGGGUGUGUAUGCGUGUGCGACUGUGCGUAUGUGUGUGCACGUGCAUUUGGGUGUGUCUGUGUGCAUGUGAGUGUGUAUGCGUGUGUGUGUUUGUGUGUGUUUUGUGAAUUUUAACAGGCUCUGCAGGUGGAUUUCAGAGGAGUACUUCACACACUCGAUCUUGCAUUAAAUCUGUGCUCACUGGUGUGAUUUUUCCAAUAAAGUUACAUCAAAAACCCAAUACAGAGUCUGUGUCCUGCAGAUCAUUAAAUGGAAGGAGAGAGAAAGAAAGAAAGUGAUAGAGAGAGAUAGAGGGAGAGAGAGAGAGAGAGAGAGAGAGAGAGAGAGAGAGAGAGAGAGAGAGAGAGAGAGAAGGGUAAUGAGGAAAAGCGAGACAGACACAUACACUCAAAGAUCCUUGGCUACAGUCUGUUGAUUUGAUCAUUUAAUUCACCUGGUCAUGUAAAUUGUCAAUAUUCACCCACUAAACAUAAAAAUGUGAUCUAAAAAGCUAACUAUAUGUGAAUUAAUACUUCACAGAAACAUAGCAGUGGGUUUCUAGGUUUCCAGUAUCUUCUUAGGUGUUUCUAUUGUGUUGAUCUCAUCUUUAAGUUUUGUGAUAAAUAUGAAUGCAUUUGAUGAAGAAGACAUAUGUUCUUAUUUUCACUGUAGCAUAAUUUAAUUUUUUAGUUGUAAUGGAAAUAUAAUAACAUUUAAGUUAUGUAUAAGCCUGACAAUUGUAGUUAUUUUAUUUGUAAAGCCAGUAAUGAUUUCUGUUUUUAAAUUGUUAUCAACAUGUAUUUUUUUAAGUUGCCCAUUAGCUAUUUGACAGGUUUCCUAUUUAUGAAAGAACAAGAGAUCAUUUUUGCUUCUUACAAUGGACGUGCAUUUUUAUUCAAAUUGUAUUGUUUACCUUUUGGGUUUGAUGAUAAUGAUGAUAAUGAUGAUAAUGAUGAUUGCUUUUGUUUCUUUUUCAAUUUUUUUCUUUUUUUUACGCUGGUUCUUUCUUUCCUUGCCAGUGACAUCAUUUUGUGUCACAAUGCUUAUUUUAUUUCAAAUCUCCAUAAUAAAUAAAAAAGUGAAAAGUGAAA
Messenger RNA from Coregonus clupeaformis (lake whitefish), 3978 nucleotides. Its product is annotated as thymocyte selection-associated high mobility group box protein TOX. The transcript is spliced from 10 exons. The record is from RefSeq and is a predicted model, not a curated record. Bases 467 to 2101 code for a protein of 544 amino acids. NCBI's taxonomy places the organism in Eukaryota, Metazoa, Chordata, Actinopteri, Salmoniformes, Salmonidae. Gene Ontology annotation, molecular function: chromatin DNA binding. Gene Ontology annotation, cellular component: nucleus. Gene Ontology annotation, biological process: regulation of transcription by RNA polymerase II.